UUAUGCGGUCCAUGCGUAAAAUCCAGAAAGGUUGCGUGUGUGCCGGUAUCUUGUCUCUGUAAUCCUAUUAUUGGCUUUAUAAGACAUCAAGAUGUGGUUUGAUGAGGCCGGAGAAGUACUAGAAAUGUUUAGGAGCAGUUUCCCGCUUUCAUUUCUGUUUUUCGUUCCAAUUUUAAUCAUUCUAUCACCUGUGAGUCCAGCGAAUGCAGCACAGGAAUUUUCGGUUUUCAGGAUGCAGCAGUACGAUCUACAAGGUGUUUCCUACGGAAGCAAAAACUCUCUAAUCAACAUGGAAGCCCGCCCCAUUGAUGCCAAAAUGUUAACCAGGCGCUGUGUGGUUGCUCGUUUGCGUGAAGUCACCAUGCCCAAGUUCCGUGACUUGCUCACACAGAAUGCUGGAGGGCUUGUCAUACUUCUACCUGAAGAUUUUAACUCUCUUACAGAAGAAGAGAAAGUGCAUCUGAAGGGUUUAGAGAGGGACUUAUUAUCAGAGGAAACAGUCCUUCCUGUGUACUUUGCGUAUGAGACGCCUGAACUUGGGGAGAUAUAUGACGACAUCAGGCGUGGAAACUCAGGGGAUCAGGCUCCGACUGCAUGGGAAGCCCUGCUGGGAGCAGCCACAGCAAAUGGCUUCCAGAUGUCUGUUACUGGAGCACAGUCAAAGUCUUUGCCGGACUUCCAGGUCACUAACAUACAGGGACGUUUGUCAGGGAAAGGCAUUGAAGAGCAGCUGCCUACUGUUGUCAUUGUUGCACAUUAUGAUGCAACUGGCGUGGCUCCGGCUAUAGCGUUUGGAGCGGACUCCAAUGGAAGUGGUGUGAUAGCACUGAUGGAGCUGGCAAGACUAUUUGCAAAGCUGUACACCAACUCCAGAACUCAUGCCAAAUACAACCUUGUGUUUCUGAUGUCUGGAGGUGGCAAGUUUAACUACCAGGGAACCAAGAAGUGGAUAGAAGACAAUAUGGAGGCUACAGACGGCAACCUGCUGUUGGAUGUGGCUUAUGUGAUGUGCCUGGAUACAAUUGGAAACGGAGACACACUCAAUCUCCACGUGUCCAAACCUCCCCGGGAUGACAGUGCAGGGGCAGCAUUCUUAGAGAACUUGGAAGAGGUGACGAAGGAACACUUCCCAGAUGUUCAGUUCAAGAUGGUCCACAAGAAGAUCAACUUGGCUGAUGAGAUGUUGGCAUGGGAACACGAGCGGUUCAGCAUCAAGCGUCUUCCAGCAUUCACCAUGUCUCGCUUGGACACAUACAAGACAUCCGAUAGAGGAACUAUACUAGACACGAGGGGCAGUGUUGAUGUUGCCCGUCUUAGUCUUAACAUCCAAGUCAUCGCAGAAAGUCUGGCCCGCCAUAUCUACAAUCUGUCGAGCCAAGGCAGCUUCAAGCUGUUCACAGAAGGACUGAAUGUCCAGGAGAGUGUCCAUACUGCGUGGAUGGACUUCUUGACCAACCAGUCCCGUGCUGCACAGCUUUUGUCCAAAGAAAAUCCAGUCCUGGCCACCUUGGAAGAGACGUUCUCCAGGUACCUGAAGGACGUCAAGAAGACCCUUGUCAAGGCUGACAAGAGAGAUCCAGAGUUUCUCUUCUACAAUGGUGCUGUAUAUAUAAUGAAUGCUUACAAUGUGAAACCAGCAGUAUUUGACCUGUUCCUGGCUGGAGCCAUUGGGUCCUACCUCGCAGUUGUCUACAUCUUUGCUCAGAACUUUUAUCGUGUGUACCAGAUGUUGAGACAGUAUAUCGGAAACUCCAAAGUAAAGGCAAGCUAAAAUGAUCAUAUCCAGGGACUUGGUCUGCCCAGUGAUGAAGUCAGCACCAGAACAUUUCAUCCACUUGUCAUCCACAUGACAGGAAAGUUUUGGAAUAUUUUAUGGCUAUGUUGAGGGAGCAGUUGGUGUAUUUGAAUAACACCAUUUGUGUGUCCUUUCCAUUGGUCAUUUCAAUCUCAUUGUAAUCAGAGCAUUAGUAUGCAAAUGCUGGUGUGUUUUGGCUUAGUAUUGAACUGGUGGAUCCAGAAUGAUUUAUAAUGUACAGGACUUCAACUAUACUAUGCUUUAAUCACUGAUAAAAAACCCAUUGAUUUUGCAUUUUCAUUUCCAGCGUUAACAUUCGAACAAACAAUUAUACCAGUGUUGUUAUCAUUGUGGGUGUAUGGAUUGUUUUACCCCCAGAGUUUCCAUGUUCAUUUAUCACAGCAUUCCAUAUCUCCAAACUCUUCAUCAGUUACCUCCCCUUGUAAAAUGACCCAAAGAGUGCAUCAGCUCUUGUAUGGCUUCACUAUAUUGUAAGAUGUGUUGAUCACAAGGGUACCAAACACACAGAACUUACAAUUCGAAGACAUGUGUGAUAAAGGUUAUGAUUAUAGCCCACAAAUGA
Messenger RNA from Haliotis rubra (blacklip abalone), 2378 nucleotides. RefSeq names its product nicalin-1-like. The record is from RefSeq and is a predicted model, not a curated record. The transcript is spliced from 15 exons. Gene Ontology annotation, cellular component: endoplasmic reticulum membrane. NCBI's taxonomy places the organism in Eukaryota, Metazoa, Mollusca, Gastropoda, Lepetellida, Haliotidae. Gene Ontology annotation, biological process: regulation of signal transduction. Bases 92 to 1771 code for a protein of 559 amino acids.